AUGUAUGCUGCUACAUAUAGUAAUCGUGAAACAUCGGGAACUCAAGCUGUUGCGAAAAAGAAUUAUGGCUACGCUGUAAGGGAUUGGUUCGACACCGUUAGCACACCUAUAACCGACACUACAUACACGGAUACAUCAAUGGAGCCAUUUGCAAACGCAUUCAAUUAUAAGAAUUUGAAAGUUGGAUGCGCCUACCAGUACUGUGUAAGUAGCAGCAAAUUAGCCGUUGCUUGCGUAUAUAAUGAAAAGACACCUAACGUUGGCGACCAAGUCUAUCUUGGGAAUGCGAAAAAAAAUAACGGAAAUGCGGAACCAGAACCACCUCAACCUACUACUGGCAUGACUGAAGAAUGUCGAACUCAGGUUGUGGAUAUCCACAACAAAUACAGGUUUAAAUAAAU
This is a messenger RNA of Strongylus vulgaris, 401 nucleotides long. NCBI's taxonomy places the organism in Eukaryota, Metazoa, Nematoda, Chromadorea, Rhabditida, Strongylidae. The record is from the annotation of a GenBank genome assembly.